This is a messenger RNA of Hyposmocoma kahamanoa, 912 nucleotides long. RefSeq lists its product as uncharacterized. Bases 1 to 912 code for a protein of 303 amino acids. The record is from RefSeq and is a predicted model, not a curated record. Lineage: Eukaryota; Metazoa; Arthropoda; Insecta; Lepidoptera; Cosmopterigidae. The transcript has 3 exons.
AUGAAUAUGAGUAAACGUGAUUGUAAUGGCUGGGUAUUAUGUCCCAGCCAAAGAUUACCAGGAAAAUUUUACUUCUUCAACACGCUUUCUGGUGAAGCUGUAUGGAGUUUAAACGAGUUGGAGAAAAGAACAGCUAGACAAAAUGACAUUCAACAUGUGAAAUGGCUGAGCUACCCUGAACCAGACUGUCCACCGGAAGAGCCCACUACCAAUCCCUGGCAACCCAAAAGACUUUCAAGUUGGGGUCGCCAAACUCCUUCAUUUGGACAAGUUGCUUUUCCAAAAUAUACACCAAAUCUUGGGCCAACCAUGACCCCUAAUAUAUGCUCAAAUAUUAGUUCUAAUAUGCCUAAUCAUAUGGGACCAUCAACAAAUCAAAUUAUGGCACCACAUAUGACAGUAUUAGGGGGACCUAAUGAUACUUACAUAAAUAUGCCUUACCCCAUACCUUUAUCAAUGAUGAAUCAUGACUGGCAGAGAAAUUUUGAACCAAAUAUGCCUUAUUGGUCACCAGAAAUGGAUGGACCUACGAGUGGUGUACCAAAGAGAUUCUUCCGAUAUGAAAAUCCAAUCAAUAAAAUAGGAGAGAGUUCUUAUAACAAAAAUAAUUGGAUACAACAACAAAUGUGUAAUAAAAGACAGGUGUUCGGCCAAAAGCAAAAUAAUGAUUCAAACUGUCCAACCGUAAUUAACGAUCAAAAUGCUUUUGGGCUAAAUCGUGACACAAUGAGUGGUAAAAAAUCUGUUUUCAAUACCAACAAUAAGCAGAUUUUCAAAGAAACUUGGCGACAGCCUGAUGUGUAUAAUGCAGUAAAGCAUACUUUUGGCCGUUUAAAUAGUUCAGAAGACUUUGAAUUGCCAUGUAAACUAACACCACAAUUGUGGAGUCACAAUCCAAGUCCACAGCAGUGA